Messenger RNA from Phyllopteryx taeniolatus (common seadragon), 2491 nucleotides. RefSeq names its product meteorin like, glial cell differentiation regulator a (gene metrnla). NCBI's taxonomy places the organism in Eukaryota, Metazoa, Chordata, Actinopteri, Syngnathiformes, Syngnathidae. Bases 224 to 1105 code for a protein of 293 amino acids. The record is from RefSeq and is a predicted model, not a curated record. Gene Ontology annotation, molecular function: hormone activity. The transcript has 4 exons. Gene Ontology annotation, biological process: positive regulation of brown fat cell differentiation; energy homeostasis.
GAACGGGGCGUGGCGUUCAGGGUCGCAAUCGAAGCUCGGAGCUCAUUUCACUCGAGGGCUUAUCAAGGCGGUGGGAGUCCACGGAGGCGGAGAAGCGAAUCCGCGGAGGAAGUUGCGAAUACUUUUCAAGGCGAAGGAGUAAGCCGCCGGUGAGCCCAGCCGAGUGGAAAUGCGGCGGCGGACAUUGAAGCCACUUUGAGGCCGAGAAGAGGCGAAGACAAACAUGCUGAGCCAGCCGCUGCUAGCCUCCUUGCUAGCGCUCCUCCUCGUCAUUCUGAGCCGAUGCCGGACUUCUCUCUGCCAGUAUUCGAGCGACCAGUGCAGCUGGAAGGGCAGCGGGCUGACUCACGAGGGCCACACGCGCGACGUGGAGCAGGUGUACCUGCGCUGCUCCCAAGGCUCGCUGGAGUGGCUGUACCCCACCGGCGCCAUCAUCGUCAACCUGCGCCCCAACACCGUCUCGCCCGCCGCCGCCCGCCUCUCCGUCUGCGUCAAGCCGGCCGCCGAGUCCAGCGGAACCAACGUCUACCUGGACCUGAACGGCCGGCUGCGCUUGCUGCUGCGCGAGCGCGACCAGGCGCUGGGCAAGGCGCGCUGCUUCGGCAUCCUGGAGGGGGCGCUCUUUAUCGAGGCCGUCCCGCGCACCGACAUCAGCCGGCGCGUCGCCGCCUUCCGGUACGAGCUGGUGAGCGACGCGCCGGGAGCGGACGACGCCUCGGUCGGCGCACCCUGUCAGCCGUGCAGUGACGACGAGGUUCUUCUCGCAGUCUGCACCAAAGACUUUGUGGCACGUGGCGUCAUCGGGACAGUUCAGGAGGAGGCGGAGGAGGAUCGCUCGUCCGUCAGCGUUGACAUCAGCCGCCUGUACAGGCAGAAGACGGAGGUGUUCGUCCCCGUGGGUCCGAGGGGGCGGCGCUGGUCGGGACGCAUCAUGAUGCCGCUGCGCUGCGGCAUCAAAGCCGGCGACGGCGACUUCCUCUUCACUGGGACGCUGCGCUUCGGCGAGGCCUGGAUGGGCUGCGCGCCGCGCUACAAGGACUUCCUGCGCUUGUACAAAGAGGCGGAGAGACUCGGGACCAACCCCUGUCACGUGGACGCCGAGUGAGUGGGGCGGAACGAUGCCCGCGCCCGUUUGGGAAUAUAUUGGAGACUGACAGGUGGUCGCUGGACCACCUUUAGAUGAAAUGUAGCAGAGAGGUCGGUGUGCAAAAUGUGAAUGAACGAACUACAAGUGUACAGUCUAUUUGGAAGCCGCGGCGCAUGCUUUGUGAAAAGCGUGAUGUACAGAAGUUAUUUCUUAUCACAGAAAUAUAAUAAGUCAAAAGGCUUAUUUUUGUUUGUUUUUUUGUUGUUAUAUUUUGUUUACAAAAAGACUAAAUGUGAAAAAAAAAAAGAAAAAGCUACCGUAUUUCCCGCACUAUAAAGCGCACUUAAAAGCCUUUCAUUUUCUCAAAAAUCAACGGUGCGCCUUUUAACCCGGUGCGCCUCAUGUGUGCACUGAGUUCCAAAAUCUGUGAAAAUGUUGUUGUGCGAUUUUGGUAAGCGCUCCGCUUCAUUGACUGACGGACCAUUUCCCGCCGACAUAGGGACGUAAUACGCACACUACGUACGCUGGCAGCGGUAAACCAAUUAGAGAACAUUACGUAAAGCUACGUACAGUACGUAGCUUACCUCCGCCUCGCCUCCGAUAGGUAUACUCUACUGUAUGCUGCGAAACAACAUUUGCUUGGCUAAGGACCCCCGAAAAUGGCAUCAGCGAAGAGACAUGCUUACCAGGCACAAUUCAAACUACAGGCUAUCAGUUACGCGGUUGUAAAUGGGAAUAGAGCGGCCGCGAGAGAAUUCAAAAUCAAGCGCAAGAACAGCCGGGAGAAGCGUCUCUCCAGUCACCAUUCGGCUGAAGGCAAUAACGAUAGCACAAGACGUGAAGAUCGAACACUUUCGGGGAGGUCCGUCUUGCUGCGGAAAAGGCGCCGUCUCGCCAUCCGCGCGAGGAGUACCUUGGCGCAGCACCUGCCAGCGAACUCCAACCGCUGGACAUUGGUGUAAACAGGGCGUUCAAAGUGACGUUGCGAUGGACGAGAGACGGCGAACACGCCUUUACCAAGACUGGGAGGCGAGUUACGCCGUCAUACGCGAAUGGAUUGCGGAGGUUCGGGCUAACGUAUCUGCUUUGACUGUUGUCCGAGCUUUCGCGAAAGCCGGCAUCGUUGCCGAACAGCCGGCCGGCAACGAGACUGGCCAGAGGGAACCCGGCGUGUUUGAUGGCGAAGUUGCCCAGCUGUUCAAUUCAGAUGCAGAAGAUGAGGACUUUGACGCAUUUGUGAUAAAAAAAAAAUAAUGUGAGUGUGUUUUUAAAUACGUGGUAGAAUAAAGUUCAACCAAACUCACAGUUUUGCUUACCUUGUUUUAGCAUGCGCCUUACAAUCCGGUGCUGAAAAUACAGUCAAUGUUUCUGCCCUUGUGAAUAAAAAAAUGUGCUUCAACGACA